Messenger RNA from Tachysurus vachellii, 1889 nucleotides. It is a transcript of the gene kptn, whose product is annotated as kaptin (actin binding protein). Lineage: Eukaryota; Metazoa; Chordata; Actinopteri; Siluriformes; Bagridae. Gene Ontology annotation, biological process: negative regulation of TORC1 signaling; cellular response to amino acid starvation; actin filament organization. Gene Ontology annotation, cellular component: actin cytoskeleton; lamellipodium; KICSTOR complex. The coding region runs from base 93 to 1397 and encodes 434 amino acids. The record is from RefSeq and is a predicted model, not a curated record. Gene Ontology annotation, molecular function: actin filament binding. The transcript is spliced from 12 exons.
AUUGGUCCUCCUCCAAACCGGAUGUUUUUGUGUCUGAUGAACUCAUGGAUGAAGUGAGAAUAUUACUGUAAUGAUAUAGACGGUUUGUCACCAUGCUGCCUGACGCUGAAGGUUCGUGUCCGUUUGUAGAGGACAGUUUUAGUCGCUUCCCGUCACAGAGUAACAUAUACGGGCUGUGUGCAGCAGGACAAGACGAGCUGCUGGCCGCUACACUUAAAGGCAAAGUGCUUUGUUUUCGAUACCAAGACCUGCAGCAAAAAAUCCGCCCUGUGGCUAAAGAGUUGCAGUUCACUUACAUACCAGUUGAUGCUGAGAUUGUGUCUAUUGAUGCAUUUAACAAGUCUGCCCCUAACAGAGGCCUGGUGGUGGGAAUCACCUUUAUUAAGGACUCUGGUGAUAAAGCAACACCUUUCCUGAAUAUCUACUGCGAGUACGAGCCAGGGUCAGAGUUCAACCUGGAGUCCAUCGCUCAGAGCUGCUUGAACCUGGAGCUGCAGUUCACACCCUUCCAGCUCUAUCACACUGAGCUGCAGUUUGAAGAGGGUCACAGAGAGACGGUGUUCCUGCUCAGUGGACACGAUCAGCGCAUACACCUCUAUAAAGAAAAUGCUUCAUUACAUCAGUUUGAGGAGCAGCCAGUGGAGCGUUUCUUCCCUGAGCUGAUGGAUCUGCCCAGCAAUGUGUUGUGGAUGAACGUGUUAAGUAUUGAUGGUGGUCGCCGGCUCACGGCUUUUGGCUGUCAGAGCGGCUGUGUGGGGCUCGCACUCGUUAACCAGAAUGGACCUGAGAUCCUCCAGAGUUGGCGUUUGCAGCAGGACAGUCCCAUAUCCACAGUGUUACUCUUUCCUCUGAAGGUGGGGGCCCAGAGCAGCAACAUAGACGAAGAUCGGUCAAAUCAGGUAACAGAGUAUAACCUGUUGGUAAGCAGCACUGUUGAGAUGGCGGUGGUUUACAGAGAUGUUGAGCGGUGUGGGGUAAGCAAGCCAGUGUGUUUAGCAGGCAGUGAUCAGUGUGAUGCUGUGCUAUGUGCCCUCCUUAUCGACCUGGACUUUGACGGACAGCUGGAGGUGCUGCUGGGAACAUAUGGUCAGGACCUACUUUGCUACAAAUUCCAGCAGCUUGCAGGCAGCACAGAUGGGCGGUUCCAGCUCGUGUGGAGGCGUAGCUUCAAAAGCUCCCUGCUGUCAAUCAUCUACUUGGACCUAACUGGGGAUGGAUUGAAGGAGCUGGCCAUUCUGACUAUAAAAGGACUGCAUAUAUUACAGCAUAGUCUCAGCAGCACAGCUGAUCUCGUUCUGCAGCGGUUGGCCAGCAGAGUGGCGAAGCUCUCUACUGCCACUGAAAUCCAGUCAGUCACAAAUCAAGAUACUGAACAUACGAAGAAGAAUGAAGAAUGAUCACAUCAGGAACAAAUUUCAUCCUGAAAGCCUCCUGAACUGAUCUGCAACUGCACUACGGGAUGUGGGCUGCCAUUCUGGAUUUGCCACAGUCGCUACAGUAAUGUUAACAUUAGAACUCAACCCCUUGACUUGACUGUCAUUAUACGAGUGUUCAAGCGGCUGUGGGAUUGUUUGUUACCCACAAAGCACUGCAAAUAAACCAGACUUCACUGACAAGUGGCUGCCAGCGUCGAGUCGGUUUGCAAUCUAAUAUUUAAAUCAUUGUUAAAUAAAAUGCCGAGCAAUGACUGCUAUCCUCUCUUUCACAUAUAACUACGGGGCGUUGUUUUGUCACGUCUUCUACUUGUUUCAUGUUGAUUUCAUACCCAGUGAUAUUUGCUAACAGUAUUAACCAUUUGAUGACAUGCAGAAAUGUUUUUUUUUGUGUGCUGAAAUUUUUAAGCUGUCGUAUAUUUAUUCGAUAUGCUAUAAAUCGUAUAAAACAUUGCA